AUGUCUGAAUCUGAGGUGGAAAAGGAGAGAAAGACAGAACAAGAUGAUAUUGCAGCCACAUCAUAUGUUAAUGGACAAUACUCUAUUCCGAACUGCAUUGAUGUCUUGAAAAUUCUGAAGGACUCGAAAAUUCUUCGGGAUAAUAGUUUCAUUAGCUAUGCUUUAGAAUUGAUUAAAGAUAGGGAAAAUAGAGUCAUAGUUGUUUCUUUAAAAGAUCAGAUGGAUAUUUUGGCGAAUUGGUUACAAUUCAAGUAUAGAAAGGAUAGGAUACAACAUAAAGAAAUAUCAGCCAUUAAAGCUACACAAUCAGAAAUAAUUGAUGCCCUUGAAAUACAAUCUGCCACUAUUAGUGCAUCUGUAUUAAAAAUUGUGCCAGUUCAAUUUUUUUGCCAUCUCCAAGCACCAGCGUACUCCCAACGCCUCUGCCAAGCAAGGGUUCACAGCAAUGUCCUGUUUCUCGGUUGCAUGUCCUGUUUCUCGGUUGCUUGUAGCAAAGUUGCUCCAUCUCUAGAUUUGAUGACACAACUCCAUGUAGUAGGGCCAUUGGGGAAGCAACAUGCAUCAACAAAAGCACAAUACUACACAAUACUUGUCAGCUUAACCUGCGAGAACUCCUCCACCAAACUAGCCGCCCCGCACAAUCUCCACAGGCUUGAACUCCUUUUGUUGUAA
This is a messenger RNA of Vicia faba (fava bean), 672 nucleotides long. The record is from the annotation of a GenBank genome assembly. NCBI's taxonomy places the organism in Eukaryota, Viridiplantae, Streptophyta, Magnoliopsida, Fabales, Fabaceae.